AUCGACGUGGGCCAAGACAAGUGCAAGUCGGCACCCUAUGGCGAGCAGAUCUCUACGCAAGGCCUCGCUACCUGUAUCGGCAUCGUCGCGUAUGGAAAGUACGGCGCAGACACCGACAUCAACAAAGUGAUGGCGCAUUGCUCCCCCGGCAACGUAACGUACGUUAUCGGCCACGAGUUUGUUACUCAGGUGCGAGCGUCGGGGAUGGAUAUCUCCGGCAUCUCCAUGAGCUGCGCGACGCGGACUGUCAAUGACGACGGUCCCUACAGAAUGAGCGACCAGGACCUGCGGCAAACGAUUGCAAACCGGCAUCAGAUCUAUCCGGACCAAGUCACCAGCCAGCAGAUACAAGAACUGAGGGCGGGGAUGCGGCGCCAACUAGAUUCUGCAGAGGCCACGGCAAAGUUGAUCUGUAUGGAUCAACUUGGCGUGUCACCCACGGUUUACCGUCGCCGAAACGCUGACGUCGCUUCUCUGUACCCAUUUGGCACCGUGGUGGCAACCCCAAGUCCGCAGGGGAUCGUCUGCAUCGACGGUAACAGAGUGGCUAGGAUUCCGGACUCGGCGGCCCCGGCUCCCGCUGCUUCUAGC
Messenger RNA from Thermothelomyces thermophilus ATCC 42464, 591 nucleotides. RefSeq lists its product as uncharacterized. The annotation marks the transcript as partial. NCBI's taxonomy places the organism in Eukaryota, Fungi, Ascomycota, Sordariomycetes, Sordariales, Chaetomiaceae. The transcript has a single exon. The record is from RefSeq and is a predicted model, not a curated record.